Molecule: messenger RNA, 7341 nt
Organism: Bactrocera oleae (olive fruit fly)
Lineage: Eukaryota; Metazoa; Arthropoda; Insecta; Diptera; Tephritidae
Gene: Mct1
Product: Monocarboxylate transporter 1
Biological process (GO): monocarboxylic acid transport; transmembrane transport
Cellular component (GO): membrane
Molecular function (GO): monocarboxylic acid transmembrane transporter activity
Source: RefSeq, a predicted model, not a curated record
AUGCAAAAUCAUCUUUCAACGUCUCCUGGCUUGAGUUCAUAUGACAUCCAUUUUUCAUUUUUAAUACAUCCGGCUGAAUUCAAACGUUUUCAAGUUACGUGAAUGACUCCCAAAGAUUCUCCGAGCUCUUUUUGUCUUGGUAAACCACACGAUUAUAGUUACAGAUAAAAUAAUAAUAAUCCGGCAGUCCUCUAAUGAGCAACUUCAAUUAAUAUGCAGUCUUUAUAUACCCUCAACGACAACAUUCACUUGUUCAUCGCUAUUAUCAAUUUCCUUACUAAUAUUAAUUAAAUUUGUCAAAUUUCCUCAAUGUAGCGCCGUUAAAAAUUCUCUCUUCACCAGUGGCGUAGAAAGCACAAUCACAGCCAAUACAAAAGCUCAAGUCAAGAGGCAUGCAAGUACCACAUAAUGUCUUAAGAUGCUUACAGGUAUGCGUUUGUAUUUGUCUCCUUUUCAAAUGGUUUGCCUCUUUGCCUCUUACACCUCCGCAUCUGCUCGCUUUCAUGUGUAAAAGGCUCAUUGUGUGCGACACUAAACGGAUUACACGUUCAUUUCAAUUCAAGGCAAAAGGCAAAGCAGAACAACUCAAUAUAUUUCGCAUUAAUAUGAAAGGAUACUUAAGAAUAUUGGAACAUGAAUAUAUGCAUAUAUGUUAUAUGUAUAUAUAAUAUAACUACGAGCAUAUGUAUGUAGCCGCAUGUCUCAGAAAAAGUACCAUGUAUGGAGGUCCUUAUUUUUAAGUGCUUGUACUGUUGAAUAUCUUACAUUUUAGUAGAUGGAAAGAAGCAAGCAUUAUCUUUCAACGCUUAUUCAAUGAAAUUAUAACUAUUUUCAUUUCGUUCUAUAAAAUAAACUCAGAUUUCAAAUACUUAUAGAAGCUGCCUUCGAUUCACCAAGCGUUAUCGAGUAGUAGAAUGAACAAACAGUAGUCAGUAUUCAAAAAUUCUGGCAGUAUUUAUGAUGCAUGCGCAGUGGAGUUUUUGCUACUUUUUUGUUGGAGAAAUAAUUUUUGCUUUACUAUAUAACACUCCAUUAUCCCCUUGGCUUCAACCAGCAUACAUAUCUUACAUUUUCUAUAAAGAAAAUUCAAUUUGGGACUUAUUUGUAUACUCUCCUUUUUCGAAUUGUACUUGCUACCUUUGUUGUUACUUUCAAACAUCAAUUUUUUGACAAGGGCGCAAUGCUCAAAGGUAGUUAGAACGCGAAUUGAUGACGGUGAUAGGGAAAUACCUGCUCAUGCGAACCAACACACGUACAAUGUACUUGUGUUAGAUAUAAUGAAUUCGCGUAGCUUAAUGAGGUUUUGUGCUCUUCUCUUUUAAGCUUCGACACUGGAUUCUUCAGACUUCUUUGGAGUCUUAUGCUAGAACAUUUUAAGCCGCAAGAAUCAGUUUAUAUCCCAUAGCACUUUGCAAAAGUAUCUAACUAUAUCUGAAAUCCUUGUUGCUUGAUUUGCUUGAUGAUGCUGUCUUGAGACUACACUAUCUGACCCACCUUAGAUCUACCAAGCGCCUUUGGGCAACUUUUUUCAAUAUUCCACCAUCUUCAGUCUGAUUUCUAAACUUAUUCUCUGGUAACUAAGCGAAUACAGGUAUUCUUAAGAAUAUACUCAUCAGUGCAUUCGGCACACCCGUGUGGCACGAUGUGAUGGUGCCGACAACACCUGCCUCUAAAGAAUGUGUGUAGUAUAAUAUUUAUAUGCUCUCCAUAAUCUUACUCAUUUCAGAAGGGAACAGAUCUGUUAUUAUCAACAUAAGACCAUCCGUAAGUGCCACUGUUUAGACUGUUCCGGACUUGUGGAUUUAUACAUUCAGUAUAUAAUUAAUAUAUAAUGUACAAUAUAUCAUUUUACUUUCGAAGGGAGAAAUUCAGAUUAUUGAGGUUGCUAACGAUGAUUUCUGCACCGCUAAUGCCGUUGUAGCAUUACAACUAUAGCAUUGGGCUUCCAUAAAUAUUAUAAAAAACUCGUCGGUAAAAAAUGUUUGGCUUCUAUCGGCCGCUUUUAUACAUAUAAAUGUGUUCUUUGCACGAGACCUUAUCAAGUUUGGCGGACUCGCUAGAGACAGAAAUUUGAUUGCCAGAAGUCCACUUUUAUUGAUAUAACUCUAUUUCUUGCUUUAUUUUCUAAGCAGUUUCCGAUUGCCACGAUUCCACCUUUCUUUUAAUAAUUUUGUCUCUUGGUUUAUCUUCCCGGCAGCUAUUCUUUGAAGCUUCUCUGUAGAAUAUAAGCUACAUAUAUAUAUUCCUUUUUUUCUGUGGAUGAUCGAAAUGGACAAUAUGCCGUAAAAAAAUGGAACAUUCGUAUUCAGUCUCUAAUCUUUUAUAGUUGUGCUAAGGACAACAACUAUAUGCUGAUUUCUAUACUAAGCGACUUCGGUACUGUGACACAAAAAUUUAGGAGGGAUACAUUAUGGUUUUCCGCGUAUCUCUAGCAAUACCACCAACAGAUGGCGUUCUAUUUUACCUGUAAAGCUUAUUCGUGAAAGCUUUAGGUUUAGUACAAUAACUAUAUCUCAUAAGCUUUUAGAGCUUUUUCGGUCACUUAAUGUAUUUGUUUAUCAAAGUACCACACUAAAAGCUUCAGAGAACUUUCCUAUACUACCCGAAAAGCUCAGCUGUUUAUUUCCACAUAAAUUAGUAAUGAUAAAGAACUUGCCACAUGCAGGUGAGCGUUUUGAAUCCCAAAGGCCCGCAACUACACUUUUGAAAUCAGAUGCAUUUCAUACGCGCUGCUGGUGGCUGCCGGUGCAGUUGGCGCUUGGACGCAGUUACAAUAGUUCAACGACUCACAAGUGGCAAAUAGAAUAUAUUUAACGAGCAAAUAAACAGAGUCGGGAUUCAAACUGAUUAGCUGAAGGAUACGCUAGGUGAUUUGAGCUCGUGAUAGCUGUGAUUAGUAGCUAAGCUGUGGCAACUUAGGCAAAAGAGAGCGUUGAUUAAAGCGACUUGUGCGUGUGUGAAGUGCUAUGAGAAAUGUUAGUAAAGUGGCAUUAAAACAAAAUCCUCAGGUGUUUACGCGUCUAAUCAAAUAAUAUACAUAUAUACACGUGUAUAUGUGUGUUAGUGCUUUUGUGUGUAGUAAGUGCGUGAGCUCCGAUGACAGUCCUCAGCCUUAGCACUCAUGUGUCAAUCAAGACAUGAUUGAUUCUGAAAUAAAAGGAAAAAAAUAUAGAUUUUUGAAUAUAUAAAUUGUUUUUAAGUAUAAAAAUUAAUGUAUUAAUAUAUAUCGACAUAUGUACCAUAUUUAAAAUAAGAGUGAAAUUGUCAACACAAAAUAAAUAUUCUUGCCACAGUGCAAUUAAUAUAAUUUGUAUUCCAACAAGAAGCCAUAAUAACAUUCAUAACCACUCGCCAUGCAUAAACCAUAAAAUAUUAUUAAAGAGCCAAGCUUUAAAAAUAUACAUAACUACAUGUGUGUGUGUGUAUGUAUAUAUGCAACAGUAAAUGUAUAAUUGACAGCGGAAUACGAAACGUGUCAUUGUGCUAAUUGUAUUUUUUCGAUUUUGCCGGCUGCAUAACGGGAAAUCAAUGUAUCAGUCCACGUGCUCUAUUCAAAUAUCCUAACAUAUAUGCAUGUGUGUGGGCACGUGUUCGUGCAUGUACAUGCAUGUGUGUGUGUGUUAAAAGUGCAUGCAUUGCAGUAAGGAUGCGGCAACUAUUCGGUCAUGCUCGGUGUUGUCCAUGACCCUCAACGUAAACGACACGGGCGUUUGCAGCUGUAUUUGCGCUUGUAAGUGCAACGGUAACUAUAACGUUGCCGCUGCUUCUCUUCGAAUACUUCCUGCUUUCCUCAAAGCCCAUGCAACCACCUUGACAACAAGCGUCCUCCAAAAACUUCCGGCUUAUAUGCAAGUGUAGACACAUCGCGAGACAAGUGCAACAACAACAGCAACGAGACAUAAGAAAAAUCAACUGAAAUUCUCUUUCACAAAAAAACACAAAAGCAAAGAAAAACUUUGCAAAGCAAUGUCAAAUUGCCAAGCGGUUGAAUCGAGCAGAGAGCAGUGAUUGCAUUUUGAGUGGCGAGCAGCAGGAGUUCAAAUAUUGCUAGCCACAACAGCAGCAGCGUCAACAACAGUAACGCCAAUUGAGUGCAAAUUGCGUGUUGACAACACGCUGCACACGACAGCCACACAUCAUAUGCAGUUUUAACGGUUUAAUUUGGAAUUCAUACCGCUACCGAGGAGCAUAAGCAACAGACUGAUUUAAAAGGCGCUUCCUUGCGCUUUCACCAAACGCGAUUAGAUACACAAGCAGAAUUAUACUGCACGUACACACACACAUUCCAGUCGCUGUUUUCUUCUUUAAGUAGUUUAUACUAAACACAAAUAUGGUGCAUGCACCAGCACAUAAAAACAAUAAAAACUCAAAUGGCAAUUGUGAUUUGGUGGAGGAUGUGCUGUCACCGGUGCCACCAGAUGGCGGCUGGGGUUGGAUGGUCGUCUUUGGAUCGUUUAUGAUACACAUCAUCACCGAUGGCAUGACGUACUCGUUUGGUCUCUUCUAUGAUGAGUUUCUGACCUACUUCAAUGAAGGUUCAGGCUAUACGGCCUGGAUUGUGUCCAUUAUGGUAGGCGUUACCUACGCUUCAGGUCCCAUCUCGUCGUCGUUUGUCAAUCGCUACGGUUGUCGAGCGGUCACUAUAGCCGGUGCUAUAUUUGCCUCCGCCUGCAUUGUGGCCAGUUUCUUCGCGCAGAAUGUGCUCACACUCAUCUUUACAAUUGGUAUUGGCACAGGUUUUGGACUGGGUCUCAUCUAUCUGCCAGCCAUUGUAAGUGUGACAACGUGGUUUGAGGCGAGACGUUCGCUUGCCACCGGCAUUGCUGUGUGUGGUUCCGGUUUCGGCACAUUCGUAUUUGCGCCGCUCACCGAAUAUCUGAUCGGUUCGUUUGGUUGGCGUGGCGCUAUGCUUAUCAUUGGCGGCAUUGUACUGAAUUGUAUAAUAUUCGGAGCGCUCUUCCGACCUUUGGAGGCGCCAAAACCAUCUAAAGCGCAAAAAAGCGAUAUUAUUGACAAUAAUACAACGACUGCUGAACUGAAGCCACUCAAACCUGGCACGACUGAGGGUGAUCAAUAUUUACAGUUGCCGCAACGCGCUGACGCGGCUUUGUGUCGCUCGAACAGCGUGGGACAUGGCUUCAAUAGCAACAAUUUACGACAGCUGCGUCCCUCUUUGGCGCGUUGCCGGAUGCUCUCGCUCGACUUGACCAUGCUGUUAGCGCAAGUAAAAUGUAGUUCGUUCCCAACACUUAACGCUGAUUCCCAAACAAUUGAAACAGACCUUACUGCACUCCUGUUAUAUACAAAUAACAAUCAGGCUGUGAACAAUUGCGCCAAUGGCAAGAUAGCAUGCCCAACAAUCGCUCAAAGCACCAGCAGCACGGAUAUGGUGCGCCAUCGCAGUCAGCCACAUUUAGAUCAGUUGACGCCACCGCAAGAGAACUGGGGCAGUGGCACCAUGUAUCGGCCGGAUAUUCUGUAUCAGGGUUCCAUUCUCAACAUACCAGAGUACACAGCCUCACGUCAGGACCUUGCCAACUCCGGCAUGAUGAAGCGUUAUGGUUCGGUGCACCACAGUGUGCGCGGCAGUCAAAAUGAUGUAAGAAUAAAAUGCUGCGGCUGCAUCAGCUGCUCCCAAGAGACCCACGAUACUUUCGUCGAAAUGAUGAAUUUCUCGUUGCUAAAAGAUGCCGUCUUCAUGGUAUUUGCACUGUCGAACUUCUUCACCAGCAUCGGCUUCAAUGUGCCCUACAUUUACAUAGUCGCCCAGGCUAAAACGCUCAACAUAAGCAGCGCACAGUCCAGUUACCUGAUUGCCACAAUCGGUGUGGCGAAUACCGUGGGCCGAAUAGUACUCGGCUAUUUGGCGGACAAGCCAUGGGUCAACCGUUUGUGGGUGUACAACGCCUGUCUGACGCUGUGCGGCAUCUCUACUGCCUUGUCACCGCUUUGCACCGGCUUUUAUACGCUCGCUGCUUAUUGUGCCGCUUUCGGUUUCACCAUCGGCGCCUAUGUGGGCCUGACCUCCGUCAUAUUGGUCGAUUUGCUCGGUUUGGAGAAACUGACCAAUGCUUUCGGUUUGCUGCUGCUCUUCCAGGGCAUCGCUUCAUUCAUCGGACCACCAAUUGGCGGUUGGAUGUAUGACAUCACCAAUUCAUAUGGGCCCGCCUUCCUUAUGGCCGGCAUUACAAUUGCCAUUAGCGGCGUCAUGCUCUUCGUCAUUCCACCCUUACAAAGACACCUCGAGUCCAAGGCUAAGCAGAAGCAGCAAGUCACAAGUGCGCGAAGCUAAUGUGGUCUCUUGGAUCUAGCCAGGUGCAAGUUUUCUCUCCGUCUGCUUGCAGGAGUUUGCUGCAAUUUUUUAGAUGUUUUUCAUUCGCUUAAGCGUCUUUUUAAAUUUAUUUAUAAGUGACUAUAUACAUAUGUAUAUAACUAUGUGUGAAGCUACUUACUAUAUAGCUAUGUAUGUAUGUAUACACAUAUAAACAUAUGCAUAUGUAUGUAUGUUUCUUUGAGAAAGAAGUGACCUUUACGGUGCAACACAAAUAUAGGGAAACAAUUUUGCCUUUAAUAUGUAUGUAAUAUGUAGUACAUAUGUAAUCUGUAAUAUUUAUGUAUGCCUGCAUAACUGUAAAUUUAAUAACUGUAGCCAGAUAUAUACAUAUGUACCUAUUAGGAUCUUCAAAUUUACUUUAACUGCUAGCAAAGCCGUUCAAAGUGCAAUGAAUUUAGUCAUAUUUUAUUAUUGUUGUUGUUGUAAGCUACAUAUAAGCAAAACUGUCAUAAAAACAUAUGAAACUUACAAAAACAUAUGUAAGUGCAGAACUUGAAGAAUUUAAUAUAUCUAAGUGUUAAAAUACUAUUUUAUUAAAAUCUUAGCGGAAAUAAUAAUUUUCUUCAAAAAAUAAAAAAAACAAAAAUUAACUAAAAUAUUUACCACAACUGUAAGUAUGAACGCUCAGGUUUACAUAUCAAAUGCUCAAACUGAAUGUAUAAGAAUUACAAACGGUAUUCAUAAAUUGUUAUCAAAUAUAGUAAUAAUAUAAUAAUUAAAUAGAGCUGCUCAAUAUUAAAAAAAAAAUCUUUUAAAAUUACUAAAAUAAUAGAACACAUAAUUAGCAAAAUUUAGUUAAUGAAAAUUUUUUGUACUAAUUUUUGAUAUAUUUUUAUUAAUUUCUUAUAUAUUUUUAUUUAAUAUUAUAAUUUUCUUAAAAUUAAUUUUCAAAGUUUAAGUUAAAAUAAAAUUAAGUGGCAAUACAAAUAUAAACAAAACUUAAUUAUGUUCAUACACUAUGAAAAAAGAAACAAUUUUUAUUAAAUAAAGAAAUAAUUACAAAAAUA